AUGUGUAUUCUACUCCUUUAUCUUGCUUUCUUCCCUGGAGUGUUCAAUCUGCCUGGCAAAACCGACAGCAAGGCGCCUUUUUCCACCUUGGCUUCACCAAGUUUCAUAUUAACAAGGGCAGAAUAUAUACAGGAAUACUUCUCGCUUGAACGCCGUUUCUGCAAGCUGCUAAAAUCUGACAGCCGCCAAGCCGAAAUUGACCAACGCGAUUUUUAUCACUUCUUCCCUUCCUCCAGAGACGAGGAAAAGACUGCAAGACAACAACUUCCUGACUCUCCGUUGCCGCCAGACAUCCACUGCUGCGACCGUUUCGAAGUUGCCUGGUUCUCCCCUUUUACCCCCCUCAGAUUCGAGAACACCCAACGCGCAUUUCUAUGCCAUACGCAGCUGUUCCCUGAGCUUGUUGCGGCUCGUUACCGACCUACUAGCGAGCUCCCCGGUUUAUUUCCUUGUUUCCUUAUGGCGUCUACCAGCGGCUUAACUCGCCGGCGAGGAGCUGGUCGAGGAGACGGCGGUGCUGAGAGCGGCAGAGUUGCUUCGCCGGCGUCAUUAAACGGUGCAUCCCAGGAAGGCCGUGGAGAGUCUUCGUUCACCGGCGAGAAUGGACACAAAAUUGCUUUUGACCCGAGAGAUAUCAGUGAGAAUGAGGAGCGGAGUAAGCAACCAAAGCUCACGCUUAUGGAAGAGGUGUUGCUCUUGGGCCUGAAAGAUAAGCAGGGAUACUUAUCAUUUUGGAACGAAAACAUCUCAUAUGCACUACGAGGUUGUAUUGUGAUUGAACUGGCAUUCCGAGGUCGAAUCAGUAUGCAAAAAGACUCAUCGAGGCGGCGGUUCCCCCUUGCAGACCGGAUAAUUGAGGUUAUCGAUGAUACCUUGACUGGAGAAGUCUUGCUGGACGAGGCAUUGAAGAUGAUGAAAGCUAGUGAGAAAAUGAGUGUGAGCUCCUGGAUCGACCUUAUGAGCGGCGAGACCUGGAAUCUGAUGAAAAUCGGCUACCAACUGAAGCAAGUACGAGAACGGCUUGCCAAAGGUCUAGUCGACAAAGGUGUCCUCCGAACCGAAAAACGCAAUUUCCUGCUCUUCGAUAUGGCCACACACCCGGUCGCCGACGGCGGCGCAAAGGAAGAACUACACAAGAGAGUCCGCAACAUCUGCAGCAGCCGCACUGUCAUGCUACCCCCGAACCAGUUCCUUCCAGAAGAUAUUGAAUUCAGGUAUCUACGAACUAUCGCAUUGGUCUGCGCUGCAUAUGCUGCGAAUGUGCUGGAAAAUGCGCUUGUAACCAUGGGGCAUGAGGCUAGGGAGCGGGCCUUUGCGCAGGUUGAUGAGCUGUUGGCUGAAUAUUCACAGUGGCCAUUUGUGUCGAAUAAGGGCGCUGGCGCACAUGUUAUUGGAGCUAAUCUACCACAGGCUGUGGCAGAAGAGGUUGAAAGGGCCAAGGAUAAGGAACUCCAGCUCGAGGUGUAUUCACUCGCCUUGACUCCUUGCUUUAAGCGGCCUCCCUUAUACCGACCUAUCAUCAAAGCUGGUUCAAUGCCUAUUAAUGUCUUAUAUCUUCAUUUCAUCACAUCUACCUUUCUUUACCUUCUAUUAUUAUCCGGACACCUCUUUUACCCCUCUGCUUCUCUUCUCUUGGCUCAUGCUCAAAUGUGUUCUUAG
Trichophyton benhamiae CBS 112371 is the source of this 1659-nucleotide messenger RNA. RefSeq lists its product as uncharacterized. Gene Ontology annotation, cellular component: cytosol; trans-Golgi network; Golgi cisterna. The coding region runs from base 1 to 1659 and encodes 552 amino acids. The record is from RefSeq and is a predicted model, not a curated record. Gene Ontology annotation, biological process: Golgi organization; Golgi vesicle budding; Golgi to plasma membrane protein transport. NCBI's taxonomy places the organism in Eukaryota, Fungi, Ascomycota, Eurotiomycetes, Onygenales, Arthrodermataceae. The transcript has 6 exons. Gene Ontology annotation, molecular function: phosphatidylinositol-4-phosphate binding.